AUGGACACUUUCCAGUCUCUUCAAUUCUCACUUUCCGCAUUGGUCUCAUACAACAACACCAGCCCUACAACUACUACCGAAGAGUCAACCACGAACACAGCACCCAACCAACCCGCAAUCCCCACAACCCCAGUCAUCAUGUCCUCCCAGUCAUCAGCACAGUCCACCAAAGACCUCCAAAAAUCCAUCAAAGAGACUCUCAAGACCUACGAAACCGCCUACAAGACGACCGUCCGCGAGGCCGAAAAGAAAUGCGAAAAGAUCCGUAAAGAAGCCGAUAAGGAGUUUGAGCGGGAGAAGGCGAUUAUCAAGGGACAUCGGGAUGCGAAAGAGAAGGCGGCCAAGGAGGAAUUUGGGAUUUUGAAACAGGAGGCCAAGGAUUUACAUACUCAUCUUGUGUUGGAGGCGGUUCGGAAUGCGAUUUUGGAUUUGAAGACGCGGAACCUUGUUGCUGGGCCAGGGAUGUUGGCGAGAUCGAACUCGGUCGUUUCGACAAACUCUGCAACGGGGACGGCGGCGAUGACACCGGCACAGGCGGCUGCGGCCGCGGCUGCAAAGGAGGAGGCAGAAGUGAAGGAAUGGGUUGAGAUCGCGGCUGAGAAGCUCGAUAUGCACAUGUCUCGCUCCGUCGUCCGUCAACGAGUCCUAGAAGAAGUUGCCUCGGGGGCCUUAUUGAGACAGUACCGGGCUCAACAGGAGGCUGAUCGACGGACUCAGGACCUGCAGCAGCAAAUUGAGCACCUCCAGAUGCUUCAGCGCCAACAUCAGCAGCAGCAGAGUCUACAUGGUGUGGCACCGCCGGCGUAUGGGCCUCCUGUGGGUGUUAGUGACGGUGAUUAUAGCCGGCUGUAUGAUGCUAAGAAGCCUUAG
This is a messenger RNA of Linnemannia hyalina, 870 nucleotides long. Lineage: Eukaryota; Fungi; Mortierellomycota; Mortierellomycetes; Mortierellales; Mortierellaceae. The record is from the annotation of a GenBank genome assembly.